AUGAAUUCUUUGUAUGUUGGCGACCUCCACCAAAAUGUUAGCGAGGCAGACCUUAAUGGGAUGUUUAGUGAGGCCGGACCCAUCUUUUCCAUCCGUGUCUGCAGGGAUCGGAUCACACGCUGCUCCCUGGGCUAUGCCUACGGCAACUAUUAUCAGCCGGCCCAUGCAGAGCGUGCCCUGCUCAUGUUCAGCGACCACACACUUGCAGGAAGAUAUCUGCGCAUCAUGAGGUCGGACCCUGACCCUGUCCGGAGGAAGAGUGGAGUGGGAAAACUCUUCAUCAAGAACCUGAACAAAAAGACCAUUGGAAAUAAGAACCUGUACGAGACCUUCUCAGUUUUUGGAGACAUUUACUCUCGCAAGGUGGUUUAUGACGAGAAUGGUGAAUCCAAGGGCUAUGGAUACAUCCAGUAUGAGACCCAGGCCUCCGCCGAUAGAGCCACUGAGAAACUUAAUGGGAUGCUGCUGGAUGAUGAAAAAGUAUCCAUCACAAGAUUCAAAUCUCGCAAAGAACGAGAGGAUGAACUUGGAGCCAAGGCCAGAGAGUUCAACAACGUGUUUGUAAAGAACUUUGACACUGACAUGAAUGACAAGAAGCUGACUGAGCUAUUCGAGGAAUAUGGUCCGAUCGUGAGCGCCAAGGUUAUGACGGACGACAGCGGGAAGUCCAAGGGGUUCGGAUUCAUUUGCUUCCAGAGACAUGAGGAUGCACUGAAAGCCAUAUACGAAAUGAACAGGAAGGAAGUAAACGGGAGGCUGAUCUAUGUAGGUCGUGCUCAGAAAAAAGCAGAACGCCAGGCAGUGCUGAAGGACAAAUUUGGCCAGAUGAAGACUGAAACCAAGGCUGGAUACAGAGGAAUCAACCUCUUUGUAAAGAACCUGGAUGAAGCUUAUGAUGGUUACCAUUUAAAAAAGGCGUUCUCUCCAUUUGGAAAGGUCAUCAGCGCCAAGGUGAUGAUGGAGGGUGGCCGUCACAAAGGUUUUGGCUUCGUUUCCCUCUCCUCCACCGAGGAGGCCAACAGGGCCUUGACAGAGAUGAAUGGCCGUAUCUUGGGAACCAAGGCGCUAUACGUGGCUCCGGCUCAGACAAAGGCACAGCGCCAAGAAUACCUGGCCAACCAGCACAAGCACUGGAUGCUGAAUGCUGCCGACUUCUACUCCAGCAACAAAGGGGUUCAGGGGAAUCCCAGCCAUUACAGGGAGACCCGCGUGUCUGGCAUGCUUCCCGCUCAGUGGAUGGCCACCCAAGACCAGGGCCAGCAAUCACCUGCCGCCACUGCCGACACAGACACGAGCGUGCCUCUGCAAAAGUAGGUUUGGUGGAGUGAAAUGUGCCUUAAAAAUAUACAGUUGCACUGUGAAGUGCACAAGCAAGUAGUAUCGUCCUUUUUUAAAUGUGAUUACCCGAUCACUGCUGUAUUGUCUAUUUGAAUUAUUUAUUAUAUCUGCACCUCUUUUCAGGGAUAAAACAUAUGCAGCUGGCGACAGCAAAACUAACCAAAUGCUGACCACGACAGUCCAUAUUCAAGUCCAAGAGCCAAACAAGGCAAAAGCAGGAAGAAUCUGUGCCAAACGCUAGAUUCUAAAGGAACAGGGUCCUGGAAACCGUUUUGACCACUGACCUUUUUUUCUUUUUUAAUAUGGACCCAAAU
Esox lucius (northern pike) is the source of this 1652-nucleotide messenger RNA. Its product is annotated as polyadenylate-binding protein 1-like. The record is from RefSeq and is a predicted model, not a curated record. Gene Ontology annotation, molecular function: poly(U) RNA binding; poly(A) binding; mRNA 3'-UTR binding. Lineage: Eukaryota; Metazoa; Chordata; Actinopteri; Esociformes; Esocidae. Gene Ontology annotation, cellular component: cytoplasmic stress granule; ribonucleoprotein complex; cytosol. The transcript is spliced from 2 exons. The coding region runs from base 1 to 1314 and encodes 437 amino acids.